CUCUCUCUCUCUCUCUCUCUCUCUCUAACCUUCAAUAGCAUCCCCAUUCAUUCUCCCUGAGCGAGCGAGGGUGGCCUUCUUCCUCUGUUGCCAUGGCCACGGCCGGACCGUCGGCCCCUCUUGGCAUCCUCUUCCUGUCCGGCCUCGUCUUCGCCACCAUCCUGUCAGCCAAUGCCUCCGACGCCGACGUUCUGCUUAAAUUCAAGGCGGUGAUCUCCGACCCAGCCGGCGCCCUCCGCACGUGGACCGCCGACACGGCCCCAUGCACGCCGAAAGCCGACGACUCCAGCUGGGCCGGCGUCAUCUGCGACAACGGCACCGUGCUCGGCCUGCAGCUCGAGGGCAUGCGCUUGUCCGGCACGCUGGACCUGGGCCUGCUCGCGGGCCUCGCGGGGCUCCGGACGUUGAGCUUCAUGAACAACUCGUUCCGAGGCGCCAUGCCGGACGUGAAGAGGCUCGUCGGCCUGCGGUCGAUAUACCUGUCGAUGAACCAGCUGUCGGGUCCGAUCGCGGGCGACGCGUUCGACGGGAUGUGGUCGCUGAAGAAGGUCCACCUCUCGCAGAACGGAUUCUCCGGGCCGAUCCCGGCGUCGCUGGCGGCCGCGCCCAAGCUUCUCGAGCUGAAGCUGGACGGGAACCGGUUCGAGGGCGCCAUCCCAGACCUCCGGCAGAAGGAACUGCAGGUCGUGAACGUGUCCGGCAAUAGCCUGGAGGGCCCCAUCCCGGCCGCACUCGCCACGAUGGACGCAGACUUGUUCGCAGGCAACAAGGGCCUUUGCGGCGCGCCCCUCGGCGUGCCGUGCGCUUCGUCAUCCGUGUCGCCGUCGAACAAGUCCUCAAGCUCGGCAAUGGCGGUGAGCCUUGCGAUCGCUGUGGUGGCCACGGUAGGAAUCGUCGGAUUAGCGCUCCUCGCGCUCCGCCGCCAGCCGUCCCGGGUGCAGGAAGAGCAGCUGGGCCGGCUGCCGUCUUCCAAGAACUCCUCCGCCAAGAAGGCCCGGACGGCGUCGUACAAAGAGAACAAGCUGGAGGAGGGCCCCCCGGCGGACGAGCGCCAGAGCGAAAGCGGAAGAGGGAGCGGGAGCGGGAGCGGCAGAAAGUCGGCGGCGGGGGGCCACGAGCAAGGGAGGCUGGUGUUCGUGAAGGAGGACAUGGUGAGGUUCGAGCUGCACGACCUGCUCAAGUCGUCGGCGGAGGUGCUCGGCGCCGGGAAACUGGGGUGCUCCUACAAGGCCACGUUGACGAGUGGGCACUCCAUGGUGGUGAAGAGGUUCAGGGACAUGAACAGGGUGGGGAAGGAGGAUUUUGAGGAGCACAUGAGGAGGCUCGGGAGGUUGGCUCACCCCAAUUUGCUCCCUCUCGUGGCUUACUAUUACAGGAAGGAGGAGAAGCUGCUCGUCAACCGCUAUGUGCCCAAUAGGAGUGUGGCUCAUCUGCUGCAUGGCGAUCGCAAACCAAACAGCGCAACGCUGGACUGGCCAGCGCGUCUUAAGAUCGUCAAAGGAGUAGGCAGAGCGCUGAUAUACCUCUACGACGAGCUGUCGAUGCUGAGCGUCCCCCACGGCCACCUCAAGUCCGCCAACGUCCUCCUCGGCGACUCCUUCGAGCCGCUCCUCACCGACUACGCCCUCGUGCCCGUCAUGAACCAGUCCCACGCCGCGCACGCCAUGGAGGCCUACCGCUCCCCCGAGCGCAAGCAGUUCGGCCGCACCUCCAAGAAGAGCGACGUCUGGAGCUUCGGCCUCCUGAUCCUCGAGCUGCUGACCGGCAAGAACCCCAGCGACCAAGGCAAGGAGGACCUGCUGAGCUGGGCCGACUCCCUCGCCAAAGAAGAGCCCGCCGCGUCAACGACGGAUAAAGUAGCGGCGGUGGUGUUCGACAAAAUGAGGAACGCCGACGAGGGAGAGAUGAUGAAGCUGCUGAAGAUCGGGCUGUCGUGCUGCGAGUCGAACGUGGACAAGAGGUGGGAGCUGAAGGACGCCGUCGACAAGAUUGAAGAGCUGACGGCAGAAGAAGGCGAUGACGGCCACCGCCGCCGCUCUUCUUCGUCUAGCGAGGGAGUCGACGCCAGCAGGGACGAUGGUUUCUCUUCUGUUGCAAUCAACUGAUGAGAGAAUCAAACAACGCUGGAAAUUAAAGGAAUUAAUAUAUAGAGAAGACAUGCAUUCGAGAUUUGAGUUUUAAAUCUAGGAUGGGACCCUCUUUGGCCUUCUAUAUAUGUUUAAUUUCUUC
This is a messenger RNA of Ananas comosus (pineapple), 2229 nucleotides long. Its product is annotated as pollen receptor-like kinase 1. NCBI's taxonomy places the organism in Eukaryota, Viridiplantae, Streptophyta, Magnoliopsida, Poales, Bromeliaceae. The transcript is spliced from 3 exons. Gene Ontology annotation, biological process: protein phosphorylation. Gene Ontology annotation, molecular function: ATP binding; protein kinase activity; protein binding. The coding region runs from base 93 to 2105 and encodes 670 amino acids. The record is from RefSeq and is a predicted model, not a curated record.